GCGACCAAAUCCAGACCAGAGUACUGAGAGCAGCUGUUCUUAAAGCGGUAUUUCAUAAUGGCUGCGGUGAGUGUCUCCGAUGAAAUGUUAUUGCUCUUUCACUUGUCGCUCACUUUUUGAUCAGCAAAUUUCCACCGUCGCGGAGACCAAGGAGCUCCGGGGUCUGAAUCUCAUCGCUGCCCAUUCACACAUUCGAGGACUCGGUGUGGAUGCCGAUUCUUUGCAACCGCGAUCGGCCUCUCAAGGCCUUGUGGGACAGGAAAAGGCCCGUAAGGCUGCUGCGGUCAUUCUUCAGAUGGUCAAGGAAGGAAAGAUUGCCGGGCGUGCUGUCCUGAUUGCAGGGCCACCCAGCACAGGUAAAACCGCCAUAGCCAUGGGUAUGGCGCAGUCCCUUGGGCCAGACGUCCCAUUUACUAUGCUUGCGGCCUCCGAGAUUUUCUCAAUGGAGAUGUCAAAGACCGAGGCUCUUACACAAGCUUUCCGAAAGUCCAUCGGGGUUCGAAUUAAAGAGGAGAGUGAGAUCAUUGAAGGCGAAGUUGUCGAAAUUCAGAUUGAUCGGAGUGUGACUGGCGGCAACAAACAAGGGAAGCUCACGAUCAAGACCACCGAUAUGGAGACGAUCUACGAUAUGGGAACGAAGAUGAUCGAUUCAAUGACAAAGGAGAGGGUCAUGGCAGGAGACAUUAUUUCGAUUGACAAGUCGUCGGGCAAAAUCACCAAGCUCGGACGAUCCUAUGCCCGUUCCCGCGAUUACGAUGCAAUGGGCGCCGAUGUGAAAUUCGUUCAAUGCCCGGAGGGGGAGCUCCAAGUCCGAAAAGAAAUAGUACACACUGUCAGUCUUCAUGAGAUCGAUGUCAUCAACUCGCGCUCGCAGGGAUUCUUGGCGCUCUUCUCUGGAGAUACUGGUGAGAUCAGAAGUGAGGUCAGAGACCAAAUCAACACCAAGGUCGCAGAAUGGAAGGAAGAGGGCAAGGCAGAGAUAAUCCCGGGCGUUCUAUUCAUUGAUGAAGUACACAUGCUCGACAUUGAGUGCUACUCCUAUAUCAACCGGGCUCUGGAGGCGGAGCUUGCUCCGAUUGUUAUAAUGGCCAGCAAUCGUGGCCAUUCGCGGAUUCGAGGCACCACAUACAAUUCCCCACAUGGUCUCCCUCUUGACUUCCUCGAUCGUGUAGUCAUUGUGAGCACGCAGCCUUACUCUGCUGAUGAGAUCAGACAGAUUCUGGCAAUCCGAGCCCAAGAGGAGGAAAUUGACCUGUCCCCCGAUGCCCUGGCUCUUUUGACAAAGAUCGGUCAGGAAUCUAACCUGAGAUAUGCCAGCAAUAUCAUCACCACAUCUCAUCUCCUCAGCCAAAAACGCAAAGCUAAGGAAGUUAGUGUUGACGAUGUACAACGAAGCUUCCGGUUGUUCUAUGAUCCGGCUCGCAGUGUCAAAUUCGUCAACCAGUACGAGCAGCGUUUCAUUGGCGAUCAAGGAAACGUCACCUUCUCUGUUGCUAACGGGGACGCCAUGGAAAUCUCAUAGACUGUUCUGGAAUCUGGUUUAGAUCUGUUUAGGUGUUAAGGAACGGAGUCUUCGAAGGGCAUUGCGGCCUCUGCUCAAAGCUGUGAGGGAACAGGGAAAGUAUUUCCCCCUAAGCCCUGACGCCAGUUGUUAGUUUGAUCAUAUCUGAAAACCUGUCCUCCGAUGUUUCUGCUAUCCGCAUCGAUCAAUUGAUGUACGAUAAUGCUGGCGCUGGUUUGCAGCUCACUAUGAUAUUUUGAGGGUUGGGUUUAGGUCUACAUGAUAAUGAAAAUAGUAAUAUCAUUUAAAGCUGGAAUCUCCAUUUAUGCUUCAUAUUAUACCCGCUCGUGGCCGUUACUAUACAAAGUUGACUGUGCUACUCCACUCGCCGGUGUCUGUCGUCUUUCUGAACUCAACCCCUUCGCCAAAGUAACCGGCGUACCGCCACGACUGCAUGGUUGGACCAUCGUAAGGUCCAUGCACUGCACCCCCGUCACGGGCAUCGGACCAGCGAUAUUCCCACAUCGCUGGCUCAGAGUCUGCGGCCACUGCAUCUUCUUUUUGUGGAGGGUCAAACCAGUCUUCACCUGUCUCGCGGCGGUACUGUCUGGUUAACACCUCUCGCUCAGUGUCGUAGAUUUCGGCUUGCCCUCGCGCCAUCAGAAUAUCAGCCGCAGCAGUAAUAGCUUCAAUUGUUUCUUUCCUGACCGUCUCUUUGGGAUCGUCUUCUGCCAUCUCUGUGUCCUCGUUCUUUAAUCGUUUGUGAUUUCGUUUCGUCUGCCACUUCGGUUUCUUCCGAGCACCCUUCCCUAUCCUCGCCAAAGCAUCUAGCGCUGUCUCUCCGCGCUGUAAAUUUGUAAUGAGCGUUUUAAGGGCAUCUGAUGUUAAAACACUAUCGUCUUUGCGAUCCUUUUCCUUUCUCGCAGAUUCUCGCUUCUCAGCCGCCUCUUUGGCGAGUCGAAUGUCCUUCUUCGAUACGCCCUCCAGCCAUGUAUCGUGUACAGCAUCCGGAUCUGCCGCCUUUCGGACAUAAUUCCCCUGCUCAUCAAAGCGACCCUCUUCUUGUUCGGAGCGCAUAUUAAACGCAUCCAGUAAGGGUGCGUGUUUCUUCUUUGAACCCGCCCCAAGUUCCUCGUCCAUGCCAGUGUCUACUUUGGCGCGAUCUUCCUCGGCCACAUCGCUCUCGCUAUCAUCUUCGUCGAUAUGGACAUCGUCAGCACCUUGGCUCAAGUCCACGCGCAACGUCCGCCCACUCUUUGACGACGCAACCUGUCCCUCAAUCUCGUCGUCCCGUAAAAACCGCACAUUCUUCUUGUUCUUCCGUAGCGCUUCGUCACCAUCUAUUUCCUCGGCACCGAAGUCUUCCUGUAAUUCAGCAAACAUAUCAUCGUCCUCCUCCUCUUGUUUCGCAUCUUUCUGUCGUGCUUUGGCCGAGGCGCGCCCGUCGAAACCUUCAUUGUCGCUGUCGGAUUCAUAGCCAUCGAGAUUGACGGCCUUGCGGCGCACUUGUUGCCCGCGCCGUCCGAUCUCAUCUGCAUCUAGGAUUGCAUCGUCGUCAAGCGCGUCGGGGGCGAGUGUUGAGGGAUUACGGAGGUCGAAACGGGGCUUCUUUGAUGGACCGCCUUCGUCACCUUCGUCUAGGUGGUGAGUGCGGGUGUAGUCUUCGCCCGCCCGUCUUGGGCGCGGGAGUGAGGAGGACAUGUGUAUUGAAUUAACUUUGUGAAUAACACUGAAAGAGCAAGGGCAACGAGAGUGGGGAGAAAUUUCUGGCUGCUCCUUGCGGUGCAUGUCUGGGGUCGGGUCGGAAAAUCAUUGUGGAGC
Messenger RNA from Aspergillus calidoustus, 3322 nucleotides. NCBI's taxonomy places the organism in Eukaryota, Fungi, Ascomycota, Eurotiomycetes, Eurotiales, Aspergillaceae. The record is from the annotation of a GenBank genome assembly.